UUCAACUUGGGUGAUAAAAUUGUGUAUAUAUUAUAUGAUAAGUUCACACGACUUUCUCAGCCUUCAAGCCUUUUGAGUACAACAGUCGAUUCGAAUUAACAAACUUUCAGAAUCACUAAAUUUCUCGUACAAAUUGCCGUUGAACGAGACUUUGCAGCUUAGAGAAGUUAACGGGAGUAAUGCAUUUUCGUUUCUUCAAGAAAAUGAUUCCAUAGAACCAUUGACUGUAAUGUAGCAUGGCUCACUAGGUUUUGAUCCUGCAAACAACUAAAAAAUACGAACUGUUGCACUUGAAAGCAGUGGUUGACCGGUAUCUGGAAAACACGAAAUUACAAAUUACGUUCAUAUGAACUUUCAACAUUCAGGCUCAUCAGAUAUUGGGAAUAGCAUUAAAAAACAUGAGAGUAUACCUUACAAGUGAGUGAGUACUUUUCUGUACUGUUCAUUUUAUUUUACUUCUUCGUUAUGCCAAUUUUCUUCGAAAUCGAUAUUUGCGAUUGUGGCUGACAAAUACUUUGCUUCCUGAUUCAUACAAAAAAAACAAGAAAAAUAGAUAUACUAUAAACGUUUUUAUUUCGCCAACAGAACACUUGAAAAGUUACAUUCAUCGUAAGAUGGUGGUAACUGUAACAAGAUUUCAGUCACUUUGGUCAGUUCUCGGCGUUUUCAGAUUUUGUAACUAUAAAGAGUGAGAGAGAUUCGUAGUCACAGCUACGUUGUCGAUGAUACGUUGUUUCAUAGCUAGAUGAAAGGAUUAGCUACCUCAAAAUGAGCUAGUGCAGGUAAACUGCAUCUGUGUUCAGUCUUCGUCGUGGACUGAAUUUAAAAUUGGUAAUACCAUGUCAUAUGAGGAGAUAAUUGUCGUCUUUCCUUGCCUCGGGGGAUAGUGCUAGAUCUAGAAUGAUGAUCUAAACUGCAAAAGGAAGUAGAAACCACAGUUUCUUGCCCAGUGAUGAUUCGAAAGCAACGAGCACUGCAUUCCUACACAUAAUCAUGAAAUGCAAUUCCGAUCUUUAUAUACUUACGUCGUGUUCUCCAGAAACUUUUGAAACAAUUUGUGUGUGAAAAUGCCCACAAACCAGACUGACUGUCAUCCAGCACGUAUGUUUUGCGUCGAAGACUUCAUUAAGGAAGAAAAUACAUUCCUGUGGACCUACACUGUCUCUCUGGACCCCUUAUAAGAGUACCUGCUGUGUCUCGCCGUCGGCCUCCAUCUGACAUUCGUCGAAUCCUACAACAAUAGAGAGAGGUACGUAAGUGGAACGUAUUGACUGCUACGCUAGUUCUGACUGCAAUCGAGGAUUUGCCAUGUGCGGUAAGAAGCAGAUGUCCAUGCGUUGUGCAAAUGAGACAGUAACUUCACUUUGUGAUGACUUCUCCAUUAUUCUCUAAAGGAGUUCGCCACCCUUACUAAAGAGCUGAACCAAGCUAGAGAGCAUCUCUUGGAACGCGAUGAAGAAAUAGCUGAGCUAAAAGCCGAGCGCAACAACACGCGGCUGCUGCUGGAGCACCUGGAGUGCCUGGUGUCGCGGCACGAGCGCUCGCUGAGGAUGACGGUGGUGAAGCGCCAGGCGGCGGCGCAGUCCGGCGUCUCCAGCGAGGUCGAGGUGCUCAAGGCGCUCAAGAGCCUCUUCGAGCACCACAAAGCGCUCGACGAGAAGGUUAGAGAACGACUGCGGGUUGCUCUGGAGAGGGUGGCAGCCCUUGAAGAGGAGCUUUCAACUACCAAAGAAGAAUUACAGCAGUACAAAUUAGGUCGUGUUCCAGCUGAUGAGAGUAGUAGACCAAAGGAAAAUGGUCAACAGGAUGAAGAACAUAAGGGUGAUCAAGCAACAGCCCAUGCUGCCCUUACUAAGCGUCUCUCUAAUGGUGCCAUCGAACCUGAUUCUGAUGUGGCACGUGUUCUUGAGCUGCAGAAUACAGUAGAUAAACAGAGUGCAGAAUUAAGUUCAUGGCAAAGACGGGUGUCAGAACUGUCGGGUCGCAUUUCAGAACUUGAGGAAACACUGGCAAAAACACAGAAGGAACUUAUGAAAGCACAGGAAGCAAAUUCAAAACUGCAGCGUGAUCUUCGAGAAAAUGUUGCUCAGAAGGAAGAUCAGGAAGAAAGAAUAGCAACUCUUGAAAAACGGUACUUGAAUGCACAGAGAGAAUCAACUUCCUUGCAUGAUCUAAAUGAGAAACUUGAACAAGAGUUACAGCACAAGGAAGCACAACUAAAGUUGCAAGAGGAGAAGAUAAAUGCCAUCCAGGAGAAACUGGAGCUCUCUGAACAGAAACUUGCACAAUUUGCAAAGCUACCAGAGAUGGAGGAAGAACUGAAACAAAGAAUGGAGGCGCUGACCCAGGUGAGGGUGCAGGCUCAAGAGAGGCACGGGUCAGCGGAGGACAGAAUUCAGCGCUUAGAGGCCCAAUUAGAGGAGAAAAAUGCUGAGCUGUUGCGGUUGAACCAAAGGCUUAAAAUGAACGAAGAACACAAUACAAGGCUAUCAUCAACUGUGGACAAAUUGUUAUCAGAAUCAAAUGAAAGGCUUCAAGUACACCUGAAGGAAAGGAUGCAUGCUCUAGAAGAGAAAAAUGCUCUCACUCAGGAACUGGAAAAAACCCGAAAAGUUGCAGAGGACCUCCAGGGAGAAAAGGGUGACAUUGUCAAAGAACUGAGCAAAGCACGACUAGAAAUAGACAAUGUGAAGAGGCAGAUGCUUCAGCAAGAGAUAGCAUUUAACAUUCAACAAACAGAUGCUUUAACAAGGUUAGAUAAGUUGCAAAAGGAUCUGGAAAGCAGAAGGAGCCUAUCUCCAAGUGGUGCAGAUCCAAACUUUGUUCGUACACCAAGUCACUCGAGUUUCGAUCCACAUGCUGUGGCCCGAAGAACACCCAAGCCACGUGUAACAACUGCAUUAGAAGAGGACCCCACCAAGGUAUCAAUGGGCAUCUGUCAAGACUGGGAAAAACUGCAGCAGGCACAUGUCUUGGCAAAUGUUCAGCAGGCAUUUGAUGCCUCGAGUGAUGCAGAAGGUGAAGACAAUGAGAGCAUCUUCAGUGCUGCAGAAAUACUUUCUCCAUCAGGACAUACUGAUGCUCAGACUCUGGCAAUGAUGUUACAAGAGCAGUUGGAUGCUAUCAACAAUGAAAUAAGACUUAUACAAGAAGAGAAACAAAGCACAGAGGCACGUGCCGAAGAACUUGAGUCACGUGUUGGGAGCUUGGAGCACAUGAACCUCUUGGCUCGGGGCCGUAGUUUUGAGCGCACAUCACCACCACUUAGUGGUCGAUCCACGCCAAAGUCUCAUCACUCACCCCAGAGAGAUUAUCUCCACAAAUAUCAUACAGCCCCUGCCUCUAUGUCUCCGGCCCACCUGCAUCAGUAUGCCUCCACCCUCAGCCCGGGCCAACUUUCUGAGUCACUGCCUGCUAGUCAGUUGCAGCUGGCUGGAGAACUGUCACAGGAUGAUGCUGGCAGCACUACUGGCGUUCCUGUCCCUGGAUCAGCAGAAAGUGGUGCAGCAAGCCCUCUGACAGCUCGCUCUUUGCGCCUUGAACGUGUUGCUCAGGCUCUAGCACAGAGCCAGGAGGAACUUCGCAGGCGUACUGGCUCUGGAGUAGCAAUGCCAUCUCCUGGACUUGCUCUAAGGCCGGGGGGCUACUCCACACCUCCCUCCCCUCUGUCUUCUCGUCACAGCAGUCAAGACUCGCUGCACAAGAAUGCUACCAGUACUACACCUGUCAGUGCGUCAGCUGCAGCUGCUGCUGCUGCCCAGAAGAAGAAAGGCAUCAAAUCUUCCCUCGGUAGAUUUUUCAGCAAGAAAGAGAAGGGUAAAGCAAAGGAACCAUCAAUGCUUGGUGUGGGCAUUCCGGUGGCCGAAGCAGCAGCUAUGUCAGCAGCUUAUGGUGAUGCUGACAUUUCAGGAGGUGAUACCCUAAGCCUCAGUGGUGGGCUUGGACAGAAGGGUGAUUUUGAUCGACGGAAAAAGAAAAAGCAUGAGCUCCUGGCUGAAGCGAUGAAGGCAGGAACUCCAUUUGCGUUGUGGAAUGGUCCGACAAUUGUUGCAUGGUUGGAGCUAUGGGUGGGAAUGCCUGCGUGGUACGUUGCUGCAUGCCGUGCCAAUGUAAAGUCAGGAGCUAUAAUGAGUGCACUCAGUGAUACUGAAAUCCAAAGGGAGAUUGGAAUAAGCAACCCGCUUCACAGGCUGAAACUCCGACUGGCCAUUCAGGAGAUGGUUUCUCUGACAAGUCCAUCAGCACCAAAGACAUCACGUACCACAUUAGCAUUUGGAGAUAUGAAUCAUGAAUGGGUGGGAAAUGCAUGGUUACCUUCCCUGGGCCUGCCACAAUAUCGCACAACCUUCAUGGAAUGUCUAGUGGAUGCUCGUAUGCUCGAUCAUCUUAAUAAAAAAGACUUACGUGGACAGUUGAAGAUGGUGGACAGUUUCCACAGGACUAGUCUACAGUAUGGAAUAUCAUGCUUAAAGAGACUGAACUAUGAUCGUAAGCAACUGGAAGAGCGGCGUAAAUCAUCUGAAAAUGAACUGACUGAUGUAUUGGUUUGGUCAAACGAAAGAGUCAUCCGCUGGGUCACUUCUAUUGGAUUAAAGGAAUAUGCAAACAACCUGCUGGAAUCUGGAGUUCAUGGAGCACUAAUUGCACUUGAUGAAAGCUUUGAUUCUAAUGGUAUGGCACUUGCCCUGCAAAUACCAACUCAAAAUACCCAGGCACGGCAGAUGCUCGAGAUGGAGUUCAACAACUUAUUGUCGGUAGCAACAGAACGCCGAAUUGAAUCUGAGUUACCCAAAUCUUGAUAUUACACCACAAGACACCCACACACAUAGAUUGCUGUGGACAUUGCUUGACUGUGUGUGGCUGUGUUAUUUGCCAGAUUGUUAAGAAAUGUACUGAGUGACUUGCUUGCAUCGUGUCCAUAUGUUUGGUUCUGCUUCCAGAAGAUCAUAUAACCCUACAAGAUGUACAUUUCUGAGUCAUUGUAUUGACAAGAUACUGUAUAACUGAUAUUUUAUUUAAAAUGUACACAACUACAUCAAGUCUAAAAUUAUCAGUAACAUGGUAGGAGUUGAUGUUUUAUAAGACACUGUAAACUAGAGUUUGUUUUAAGAUAUAAAAAUAUGUCCAAGUAAUUGGACUUAUCAUAAGCAAAUGUUUAAUGACCAGUCACUGUGAUUGGAGUAUAAUGAGCUGUAGUACCUUUGCUGCUGCAGCUUACAAAAUUUGUAUAAUAUUUGGUAGAAUUUCCAUGGACAAACUCUGUUCUUUUCUAAUAAAAUGUGUGUAGAGUUAUGAAGCGUCAGUUGAUAAGUCAGACAGUGAUAUUGUAACUCUUUUAUUGCAUUUUGAAUGUUAGGUAUUUCUUGAACUUCAAAAACUAAAUCAUCAGCGGAACUGAAUCUCAUUAUUAACUCAUUUAUCUGUGUUGUACAAAGUGUUAAAAAGAAAAACCAGUUGAUUCUCAGAACUGUUAAAGAGUGUAGUGUUACUGUCGAAUCAUCAGAAAUGCCCACUAUGAAUCCUAUGCUACCUCCAUCCUUGUCGAGAGAUGAAGUUUUUAAGUUUUGUUUAUGACAUUUAUUAAAAAAAAAAAAAAAAAAAAAAU
Molecule: messenger RNA, 5605 nt
Organism: Schistocerca serialis cubense
Lineage: Eukaryota; Metazoa; Arthropoda; Insecta; Orthoptera; Acrididae
Gene: Liprin-alpha
Product: liprin-alpha-1
Exons: 27
Coding region: 1551-4799 (1082 amino acids)
Biological process (GO): synapse organization
Cellular component (GO): presynaptic active zone
Molecular function (GO): protein binding
Source: RefSeq, a predicted model, not a curated record